This is a messenger RNA of Microthlaspi erraticum, 1050 nucleotides long. The record is from the annotation of a GenBank genome assembly. NCBI's taxonomy places the organism in Eukaryota, Viridiplantae, Streptophyta, Magnoliopsida, Brassicales, Brassicaceae.
AUGUCUAAAGAAGCUGAGAUGUCGAUCGCUGUAUCGGCUUUGUUCCCUGGAUUCAGAUUCUCUCCGACUGAUGUCGAACUCAUUUCGUUUUACCUCCGCCGUAAAAUUGAUGGCGACGAACACUCCGUUGCCGUGAUCGCCGAAGUCGAGAUUUACAAGUUCGAACCGUGGGACUUGCCAGGAGAAUCGAAACUGAAAUCGGAGAACGAGUGGUUCUACUUCUGCGCAAGGGGAAGAAAAUAUCCACACGGGUCACAGAGCCGGAGAGCUACGCAUCUCGGUUAUUGGAAAGCAACCGGUAAAGAGAGAAGCGUGAAAUCGGGGAACCAAAUCGUUGGAACCAAGAGAACACUUGUUUUUCACAUCGGUCGUGCUCCUCGAGGCGAGAGAACAGAGUGGAUUAUGCAUGAAUAUUGUAUCCAUGGCGCACGACAGGACGCGUUAGUGGUGUGCCGGUUAAGGAAAAAUGCUGAUUUUCGAGCUAGUUCGAGCCAAAGGCAAUUGGAGGAUGGUCUUGUGCAAGAUGAUGGCGACUACGUUGGUCAAACCGGUGGUUCGGAGAGGGAUAAGAAAUCUUAUUCGGUUUAUGAAUCUGAGCAUCAAAUAUCCAAUGGUGAUAUUCCAGAAUCAUCAAAUGUUCUUGAGGAUCAAGUCGACACCGAUGACGACUGUUACGCCGAGAUUCUAAACGACGAUAUAAUAAAGCUCGACGAGGAGGCAUUGAAAGCUAGCCAAGCAUUCCGACCAAACAAUCCAACUCAACAAGAAACAAUACCGAGCGAGGCAUCAUCGAGUAGGAGGUCGGAAUGUGGUGUGAAGAAAGAAUCGAAUCAAACAAUGAAUUGUUACGCUUUGUUCAGGAUCAAGAACGUUGACCCCGGCGGCGGCGGCGACACGGCCUCCUCCUCCGACUGGAGAAUCCCGAAUCCAUUCCACAUCAAGAAAGAUGAUGAUAGGCAGAGAUUGAUGAAGAAUGUUAUGGCAACGACUGCUUUCUUGGCUAUUUUAAUUUCUGUCUUUUUUACUGUCUUAACAACUAGGGACUAUUAA